AUGAAUAAAGCAAGGCUAAAUCUUGUAUUUGCAGUUCUAAUAAGCUUACUCUUUGUGGUUAAGCAUUCAUUAGCUCUGAACUUUACUCUGGGCGGUGACCAUUCCAAAGGCAAAAGAUCAAGUAUUCGUGAUGAUAUUGAUGAUGAGAUUAACCAAGGUCAUUGGAUUAAUCAGAGAGAGCAAGUCAGUGGAUACUCUAGGAAAUCAAGUCCAAUGAGCAAUCUUCCUAAGGACUUCACCUGGGCUAAUAAGGAUGGAGUCAACUAUAUCAACAAUGUAGCCAACCAACAUAUUCCCGAAUAUUGCGGAAGUUGAUGGGCCUUUGCUACAGUGGGAGUUCUCAAUGACAGGAUCAAGAUAAUGAGAAAUGCGGAGUGGCCAGAUAUCCAACUAUCAGAGCAGGUCCUCCUCUCUUGUGAUAAACAACACAGAGGGUGCAGCGGUGGAUGGCCUUUGCUCGCCUUUAAGUGGAUCAAAGAAAAUGGAAUCACAGAUAACACAUGCUCUCCAUACCAAGCGCUUGGCUAUAUGAAUGGCUUAGACUGCUCAGACCUAUUAGAAUGCAUGGAAUGUACUCCUGAAGGGUGAACACCAAAAGAGCAAUAUCACAAAUAUUAUGUAGAGGAGUAUGGGUUCGUCAGUGGAGAGCAAGAAAUGAUGGAAGAAAUCUAUCAAAAUGGCCCGAUAGCUUGCAGUUGUUCUACACCUGAAGGCCUCUAUAAGCAUACUGAGGGAAUUUUCAUUGAUAGAACCAAUAGGAAAAGCUUCGACCACGAGUGCGAAGUUGUUGGGUUUGGAGAGCAAAAUGGCGUUAAGUUUUGGCAUGUUAAAAAUGCUUGGGGAACUUCUUAUGCUGAUAACGGUUUCUUCAAAGUAAUAAGAGGAAUUAAUAACAUUGCUAUUGAAACUAAUUGCUCAUGGGCUACUCCUUUGGAUACUUGGAGCGAAGGAAAGCAAGUUGUUGUACAAAAGAAUGUUGAAAAAUCAAAUCAGCUCCUUGAGACAAAGAAAGAGAGUUCCCAGAAUACCAUUACUUCAAAUUAUCAAAAAUCUCAUUUUAUUAAAGGUGAGAAGGUGCUUUCUUCAAGACCAGGAGAUUUGCUAACAGAGGAAGAACUUCCAGAUAGCUUUGAUUGGAGAAAUGUUUUUGGCUUCAAUUACGCAUCAAAAACUCAAAAUCAGAAUGCUCCAAAUCACUGAGAUGCAGGUUGGGCAUUUGCUCCAAGUUCUGCUCUUGCAGACAGAAUUUUGAUAAAUCAAAAGAGAAUAGAGGCAACACUAGCUUUAAGCCCUCAAGCAAUUAUCAACUGUAAAGCAGGAGGGACAUGAGAAGGAGGAAAUCCAGCAACAGUAUAUGAAUUUGCCAAUACCCACGGAAUCCCAGAUAGUUCUUGCUUCAAUUAUGAAGGGAAAGACUAUACUAGAACUUGCAACCCGUUUGAUGUUUGUAGAGAUUGCCAUGGUCCUCCUCCAAAAACAGGGGAGCAUUUGCUCCAAAAUUGUAGAACAAUAUUCAACUACAAUCGUUACUUUGUUUCUGAAUACGGACAUGUUCAGGACCAAUCCCUAUCUCAAGAAAGGAGGGAGAAAGAAGCAGUCCAUUAUAUGAAAGCAGAGAUUAUUAACAGAGGACCCAUCUCUUGUGGAGUUAACUUCACAGAGAACUUCCACAACUAUGAAGGAGGUAUUUACUCAGAAAAACUAGAUAAAGAGACCAGUACGUACAGACACGAUGUGUCAAUUGUUGGAUGGGGUAAAACUCUAACAGGCCAACAAUACUGGAUCGGAAGAAACUCUUACGGAACUACAUGGGGAGAAAAAGGCUUCUUUAGGAUAGACAUGUAUGAAGAUAAUCUUGGAAUCAACACUGAUUGUAUCUGGGCUGUCCCAGUGACUGAUAAAAAUGAAUUGUCAUUAUUCUACUCUAACCUUCAAAUUCCAUCUGAAUGGGAAAGAUAUGAUUAAG
Messenger RNA from Moneuplotes crassus, 1966 nucleotides. Lineage: Eukaryota; Ciliophora; Spirotrichea; Euplotida; Euplotidae. The record is from the annotation of a GenBank genome assembly.